Molecule: messenger RNA, 1380 nt
Organism: Leptopilina boulardi
Lineage: Eukaryota; Metazoa; Arthropoda; Insecta; Hymenoptera; Figitidae
Product: general transcription factor 3C polypeptide 6
Exons: 3
Coding region: 130-1308 (392 amino acids)
Biological process (GO): transcription by RNA polymerase III
Cellular component (GO): transcription factor TFIIIC complex
Source: RefSeq, a predicted model, not a curated record
CGCCACAAGUCACGUGUUUUUUGACAGAAGUGUUUUUAGGUUAGGUUAUAUUAUGUUUUGAUUAUUAAAAAGUAUUAAUAUUUUUUUAUUAAUUAUUUUGUGAGAGACAAUUAUUGUUGAGAAAAAAAAAUGUUUGAAGCUAAUGAAGAUUUUGAUGAAGAAGAAUUGCAGGAAGAUGAAGAGGAAGUUUUAGUUUAUGUUGAAUUUCCAAAUUGUGUUGAAAAUACCAUGUUCGGUACUGAGAGGCUUAAACUUGAUAUACUUGGAAUUGACACUGAAACACCGAUAAUACAAAUUAAUGGAAAAUUUUUCGAAGGAACUUACGAAGAUGCUGUCGGUACUUAUAUGUUUUUCAAUAAAGAUAACAAUGCCACUGUUGACGAUCCUGUUUUUGAAGUUGCACCAACUUUAAAUUAUUUGACAAAAAGUAGAAAACUACUUAAAAUGCAAAGAGUAUUUAUUGCGCCAAGAACAGAAGUUUUGGGCAAUUCAAUACACAAUGAAUCAUUACCAAAUAUAGAGACAAUAAUAGAAGCUGGAGUUCCUCCAAAGUAUCAAGAAGAAGCACUUGAAUUUUGGACAAAUACACGAGAUGAAAGAAUCGAUGUAUUAAAUGCAUAUAUUGAAAAACAACGUGUUCGUAGGGAAAAAAGAGCACAAGGUAUUGAUCCAAUUUCCGAUUCAGACGAAGACAAUCCAUUUAUGUUUACGGUACCGCAAAAUAAUAACGAUGAAGAAGAAGAGGAGGAAAUUGAACCCGAUGAAGUAUUAGAUGGUGAUGAUAGAUUAAUUGAAGAGGAAGACGAAAAUAUUUCCGAUUCUAAUCAAGAAAUAAAUGAAUUUGAACGUUUUGUUAAAAAUUCAGCGCAAGACGAUUAUCAUGAAGAUGAACCACAACCAUCGACAUCGCGUGAUUUUAAACCAAUAAUUAAUCCAAUUAAAAAUAAAAUUAAAAAUAAAGGUGUUGUUAAAAUUAUAAAAAAUAUGAGGAGAAAAAAUAAUUCCAAAAGUUUGUUAAAAAAAAAAUCAACAGAUUUACAAACUGAAACAUCAAAUGAUGAUGAUAUUUUGGAUAAUGAAAAUAUUUAUGAAAAUUUUCCACCCGAAUCCGAAAUUGAAGAUGGAGAAUUUAUAACUGAUGAAAUUCAAAUUAAUCAACGGGCAAUUAAAAAGGAAUUCAUAGUAAAUGAUAAAAAAUUACAAAAAAAGGAGAAACGCGAAGCAAAAAUGAAGGAAAUUUCUGAACAAUUGAGAAAAAUGAGUGGAAUCACAAAUGAUGAGGAAAGCGAAGAGGAAUUAAUUAUAUAAAAAAGGAAAACUUCAGAAAAAAAAAAUUUACUUAAUUUUAUUUUUAAAUAAAAAAAAAAAAAAAAAAUUAAA